This is a messenger RNA of Larimichthys crocea (large yellow croaker), 3324 nucleotides long. RefSeq names its product E4F transcription factor 1 (gene e4f1). NCBI's taxonomy places the organism in Eukaryota, Metazoa, Chordata, Actinopteri, Sciaenidae. The coding region runs from base 72 to 2372 and encodes 766 amino acids. Gene Ontology annotation, cellular component: nucleus. Gene Ontology annotation, molecular function: DNA-binding transcription factor activity, RNA polymerase II-specific; RNA polymerase II transcription regulatory region sequence-specific DNA binding. Gene Ontology annotation, biological process: regulation of transcription by RNA polymerase II. The transcript is spliced from 14 exons. The record is from RefSeq and is a predicted model, not a curated record.
CGGGGUCGUAAAUCCGCCAUGUUUUCCCUCCCGUAGCAGCGUUGCGACAGAGACGGAGAACUCCGAACGACAUGAAUGUAGAAAAUAAUCAUACGGCAGAGACAGACGGGGAGCACGGCAACGAGACGAUCACCAUCCAGACCACGCUGGGAGACGAAGAUGAAGACGUGCACAAGUGCGGACGCUGUCAGACGGAGUUUUCUACGCUGGAGGCUUUCAUCCAGCACAAGCUGCAACACAGCUGCAAGCGUGUGGAGGCACGGGACGAGGCCAGCCACCAAGAGGUUGCUGCAGCCAUUGGGAGUGCUUCAGAGGUGAAAACAGCUGACGGUGCAUCCUCAGAUGAACCAGUGAAAGGCUCCAAUGAUGAAAGCAGCGGUCAGUUGGGUCGAGGUCGCAGGAAGAAAAACGCGGUGCCUAAAGUUACUGACCAGUCAGAUGGGACCGAAGGAUCCAUAUCUGACAACGCUGACAGCGAUAAGCGCGUUUACAAAGUCAACCAAGAUGGACGCUACAUUUGCCAACUCUGUGAAAAGACCUUUAAAACAACCAAUAUCUUGAGAACUCACAUGAAGACUCACAGCGACCAGAAGAACUUCUCAUGUGACCUAUGUGGAACUUCCUUUCGUACGAAAGGCUCCCUGAUUCGUCACAAUCGUCGUCACACUGAUGAGCGUCCGUAUCGUUGUACUCUAUGUGGUCAGUCAUUCAGAGAGUCGGGUGCCCUCACCAGACACCUAAAGGCCCUCACACCCUGCACUGAAAAGAUCCGCUUCGUGCAGUAUAAGGAGAUCUUGGUCAGCAAAGACGGAGUACAAAAAGGAGUCGAAGAUGAUCCCGCUGCAGUGGCUGGCCAGCAGCAGGAGGUGGUGGUUGUGGAGCAACAGCCAGAGGAGCAGGAGCUGGUAGAGGCUCAGACUGCUGUCGUUAGUGUGGUAGACGCUGGUUCCCAAGAGGUCCUCCAUCAGGUCCACUUCACAAUGGAGGUGGACGGAACAACACAGGAGCAACAGGUCGUGGUUGGGCAGUCUCAGGCGGAGGCCCUGGCUGCUGCAGCAGCAGCAGGUGACAACCUCAUCUGUCAGGCCAUCAUCAACUCUGGCAUUGCACUGGAGACAGAGGAGGCCGUGGUUGAAGAGACCACACAGACAAUGGAAGAGAUACAUCAAGUGGAUUCUGACUGCCCUGAUGCUGACGAGGGUAUCACAGAGAUCCAGGUCAAAGAAGAGUUUGUGGAAAUGGAGACAGAGGAAGUAGGUGAUGAUCAGACAUCCUCAAAAUUGCACACAUGUCCACACUGUAAUCGCUCCUUCAAGGGAUUGAAUUACUUUCGCUUUCAUGUCAAAGGCCAUCUGGGUUACAAACCAUUCAAGUGCACACUCUGCCACAAGGAGUUUCUCACUGGUUACCUGCUCAAGAAACACAUGGAGGUCCAUGUCAGUGAGAGGAGGUACAAGUGUGGUGAGUGUGGCAAGCUGUACAAAACCAUUGGGCAUGUACGUGAGCACAUGAGGGCACACUCGGAUGAAAGACCCUACAACUGUACCAGAUGCAGCAAGGGGUACAAGACCAAGAAUGCCUUGCAGGUGCACCAGAGGACCCACGGUGACGAGAAACCUUACGUGUGUCAGUUCUGCUUGAGAGGCUUCAGGGAGAAAGGUUCUCUGGUGCGACAUAUCCGCCAUCACACCGGAGAAAAGCCAUUCAAGUGCCCAAAAUGCAUGCGAGGCUUUGCCGAGCACGGGACUCUCAAUCGGCACAUGCGUGCCAAAGGAGGCUGCCAUAAGGACGAUUUGAGCGAGCAGCAGGGUACGGUAACCGAGGAGCAGGCGGUGGACGACCUCGCUACGGCAGCCAUCAUCUCAGAGGAUCCUCACGCUGUCCUGGUGGAGUUCUCCUCAGUGGUGGCAGACACACAAGAGUACAUCAUCAAGACUCAAACAGAGGAGGACAUGCAGGAAGAAGAGGUUACACUCAUUCAAGACAACCAAAAUCAGAUGGGAAACCACAUCAUGAAAGUGGUGCAGCGAAUCGUCAGUCAGUCACAUGGCGCCGGUGGCACGGGCAGCCACCAGAUCAUCGUGCGCAACAUGGCGGUGGACGAGGAGGGAGCAUCCAUCUCUGACUGCGGCGACACCAUCACCAUCGCUACGCCCGAGAGCCUGACAGAGCAGGUGGCCAUGACGCUGGCCUCUGCCAUCAGUGACGGCACGCUACUGGCCACGGCAGGCACCGUGGAGACGCCGGACGGAACUGUCACUAUGGUUACCACAGAGGAAGCGGUGGAGGAGGGAAUACAGAUGGUGCAGCAGCAAGAGGAAUAUGUCAUCACCUCCCCAGAGGAGGUGGAGAUCCAGACUGUCAUUGUGUGAUGGAAGGAGGAUACUAACUACGGACUGUGAUAGAUUUGGCUCGACUGUGAUAGAGUUUGUCGAGCGUGUGUGAGGUGUGAUUAUAAAACAAAGGCCAAAGUAUUUAUAAGGUUUAUAGUUACAGAAAUGGAACAGCCUACAAAGAAAUGUGUGUGAAACAUAAAAAAAAAUGAGUGUGCAUGAGGACUUGCUCUAUCAUGUGUUUCAUAUUUGUGGAUUGAUUUAUUAAAACAAAGCACUAAUUAGCUAAUUUUUUCAACUUUUAGGCACAUUACAGCUUAAUGGACCAGUGAGUAGGAUUUAGUGGCAUCUAACCCACACACCUAACAUCUCCUUUUCUAGUGUGAAGGAGAAACUACGAUGAAAAAUGCAAUUUAUCUACAGUCAGUGUUUAGUUUCUUCCGUUCUGCCAUAUUCUGUAAAUAGAGCUCCCUAAAUCUUACACACUGGACCUCUUAAAACUAACUUCCAUUAAUUUUGUAAGGUUUGACGGCCUGAACAGAUGCAUAUUUCGUUUUCGGGGGUUCAAACUGAACAUGUGUUUUCCUUUUAUCGGUUGUAGCCUGGUCUCGUCUUCUCUGCAGUCAAAAAGUGAAAUUCCUUCUUUUCUUUUACUACCUGAAAUGGCAUCACUCGAUUGCAGUCUUCACUUCUGCUCUCUGAUGUCAGUCAAAAUCCGCUUCAAAAUGUGAUGCCCUUUAAAGACUGACUUACUCAUGUAUGUAUGUGUGUGUGUGUGCGUGCGCGUGCGUGUGCGUGUGCGUGUGUGUGUGUGUGUGUGUGUGCGUGUGACUGCUUGUUUGUGGCCGUUCAGGGAGACUAAAAUCUCCCAUGGUACAAUGUUGCUCUCCUGGUCAGUCGUAAUGCAUCUUUAAGCAUGACAGAUACACCAGACGUUAAAAACGUUUACUCGAGCAGAGUUUGCAUCAAAUAAAUGCUAUUUUCUUAGACA